UGGAGUUUGAGAUGGAUUACAUGUCAUGCGACGAUCGGCGUCAUCACGGGUUUCCCCUCACUUCAUCGGUGGAUUUCCGCUCCAUGACGGAUGACUUGUAGUUAUAAUCUUCCCAUCUACAUUACGAUAGAAUGAUAACCAGACCAACAUUCGACAGUCUCCCGUUGAAUCCAGGAGACCCCAAAGGGUCAGCAUGGGGUCUUUGGGGUGAGGACGAUGAGCUGGGGACGCUGAAUCUGAUAACCGACGAUGUUGUUCGCAAUGCUGCUUCUGAGGUGACGUUAGGAAGAGUGAUUAACUUGAACCUCCCGCUCAAUGUCCCGUUAAAACCGAUGAAUCCGCGCAGAAAGCCCUGCAGACAUACUCUAAUUGCCAAGGGACAUGCAAAUGAUGACGAGCUUGACUUUAAUACGCAAGGCUCGAGUCACUGGGAUGGACUACGGCACUACCCAUACAGUGAAACGAAACAGUUCUACAAUGGAGUCAGCCAGGAGGACAUCGCCACAACGCAUAAGAUUGGGAUUCAAAAUAUAGCAACAAACCCAAUCGUCACUCGUGGCGUUCUCCUCGAUUGGUACUCUUACGCCUUAAAACACAACCUGCCUUUUACCCCAUUCACAAACCAACACAUCCCACUCCACGAACUCCUGGAAAUCGCCAACAAACAAAACAUCACCUUCCGAAAAGGCGACAUCCUCCUCAUACGCACAGGCUGGACAACAGCCUAUUCCCAACUCACCGAAGCAGAAAAGCACCACCUUGGCGGCCGCGACGAUCGAGCCUCGUGCGGGGUCGAAGCCACCGAGGAAGCCAUCCGCUGGCACUGGGAGCAGGGAUUCAGUGCCGUGGCGAGCGAUACUGUCGCGUACGAAGCCUGGCCAUCAUCAAAGCCGUGGGGAGUGUCUAUGCACGAGGUGUUUCUGAGUGGGUGGGGGAUGCCAAUUGGCGAGUGUUGGGAUUUGGAGGAGCUGGCGGAGGCAUGCAAGGCGCGUGGUCGGUGGACGUUUAUGCUUACGAGUCAGCCGUUGAAUCUGCCUGGGGGUGUGGCAAGUCCGCCGAAUGCGAUGGCUAUUUGCUAGAUUUGAGUAGGGAUUUAAACAAUGUUAAUUUGAUCUAAGUACUUGGCUUUUUAUUUUCAAGGCGUGAUGUGUAUCUGUGUUGAGGGGGAUCCGCUCAUUCCAACCCCGCUUCCUUCAAGUGGGGUAUUUAUGUAUGCAAGGGUGAUCAGAGUCAGUAC
Aspergillus wentii DTO 134E9 is the source of this 1237-nucleotide messenger RNA. RefSeq lists its product as uncharacterized. The coding region runs from base 132 to 1079 and encodes 315 amino acids. Gene Ontology annotation, molecular function: arylformamidase activity. The transcript has 4 exons. The record is from RefSeq and is a predicted model, not a curated record. NCBI's taxonomy places the organism in Eukaryota, Fungi, Ascomycota, Eurotiomycetes, Eurotiales, Aspergillaceae.